UUAAUAAUUUUUUUUUGUGCUAAACGAAAUUAUAAAAAAAAAAAUAUUCCGAUUUGUAAAAAAAAAUUAAUAAUUGGUAUAUGUAUAAUUAUUGUGUUGUUCUAUUUCAAAUAGAAAAUAAUUAAUAGAGAAUACAAUAAUCAUAAAUAAAAUAUAUAAAAUUCAUAAUAUCGUAAUAUAAAAUAAUUAAAUACACAUAAUAACGGUAUUUACGAAACAUAUGAUCAGAUCGUAUAACGAUCAUUCUCAUAUUACACACUUAUAUGAAAUAAAAAUAAUAAACAAAAGAAAAAUACUUAGUCGUUUAAAAGUUAUAACUACAUAAAUACAAUAUUAAAAAUAAGUGUUAUAAAUCAAUUUCAGAAAUUUCUAAAAACAAAAACGGAGCAAAAAUUGUAAAGAAAACAAGUGAAAAAGUUUUUGCGCGUUUUUUCCCAUUUUUACUUAAUUUUGUGUGAUCUUGAGAAAAAGUGAAUUAAUUUUUAAAAUAAAAAAAAAAAAAACAAAUAAUUUUAUGUUUGAGUAACACGAAAAAAAAUAUGCAAAAGAAAUACAAAUAAAAUUAAAAAAAAUUGAAUGAAAUUAUAAAAAUAUCUUUUUUACAAAAUAAAUGAUUAAGAGAGUAUCAACAUUUUUUACAUAAAACAUACAAACAUUUAUACAUAAAAUUGUAUAGUAAAUUAAAAUACCAAAAAAAAAAGUGCUGUAAAAAAAUAUCGCGACGACAAAUAAUAACGACAACAAUAAUAAAAAUAUAGCAGCAACAAUACCGGCAACACAACAACACACAGAAACAGCACACAUAAAUAAAAUUAAAGAUCACUUUAAGAAAUUUUGUUAAUUGGAUAAAAUAAAAUCAAAAACAUUAAAAUAAUCACUUAACAAAAUUAUAUACAUACAUGCAUAUAUAUGCAUAUUAUGUGUGCCUCUAUAUACAUGUACGAAUAUUGUAAAGAAAGGUUAUGUACAUAAAUGUUUUCUUAUUAAAAAAAAAAUAUAAUUAAGAAAUUAUUAUAGCUACUCUAUAAAUUUGCUUAUUUCGUUUUCAUAUCACAUAAUAUAAUUGUACUGCGUUAGCAUUGUGCGAUGAGGCUUUGUACUUUAUCAUUGUAUAUCAUGCAAUCAUUACAUACACAUAAUAUAAUUCACAAUAAUUAAUAAGAAAUUUAAUUGAGUAGAAAAUCUCUUUUGUUGCUUAAUUCAUUUUUUGCAAAAAUAAAAACAAAAUAAAAAUAAUAAAAUUGAAAAAAGGAAAAUAUUUCAAAUUUUCUCCUAAAUUAACACAAAAAGAAAUUAAAAAAAAAAUAAAUACACAUACUCAUACUUAUUUAAAAUAAAGUGAAUAAAAGUGAAAAAAAAAAUUUAAUUAAAUAAAAAAAAUCUCAAAAGUGUUAAUGAAAAUUAAAGUGUUGCUCAUCUCAUUAGAUUUGAUUCCAUUCAUUUGACAUUUCUAUUUAGUAGUUGAUAUUAUUGGCGCGUUGCUGCGCUUUUCUAUUGCUAUAAUAAAAAAUUCUGAAAAUUUUUUAUAAAAUCAUCAACGUCAAAGGUUUUGUGAAAAAGGAAAAGUGUUUUUUUUCGGCUCUGCUUAAAAAUAAAAUAUAAAAAAAAUUUGAAAGAAAAAUUGAUUUAAAUUAAAUUUGUGUUAUUCAUUUUAAAAAGGAAAAAUUUAUAUAAAAGAAAAAAAUAUAAGAAAAAUCAAAAAUAUUUCACUAAAAUUUUAUUGUUGUUUUCAUUAAUUAUUUUGUCAAAAUAAUAAAAAAAAAAAAUAGAAAAAAGAAAGAAAAAGCGCAGAGUGACCGCAGAAAAAUUUUUUAUUUUGUCAUUUUAUAUAAUUUCGUUUUUGCUAAAUGCUACAAGUGAUUUAAAUGAUAUUUGACAGCUGGUAGUGUGACCGGUGAUUUAAUAUUAUAACGACAACAAUAGUGUUGAUUUUAAGGAAAAGUGUUCUAAAUAAAUAGAAUUUUUCUCUUUAUAUAAAAAAAAUCUAUAUAAAAGAAAAAAAUUUAUUUGUAUAUCUGGGCUUUUUUUCUUUCAAGAAGUUUAAAUAAAAAGCAUUCACAAUUGUUGCCAACAGUGAUAACUAUGUAAGUUCAACCAAAUCUUUUAAAAUAUACAAUACUAAUUGAGAAAAUGGUAGCAAGAAAACUAGUGAGUCCAUACAAGUAUAUAAGAAAUUAAGUAUAAUGAUGACGAUGGACGUCACAAAAACGGAACCGGGAGUGGUUCCAAAUCCAAAUUCAAAUCAGCAACAGCAUCAACAGCAACAAUUAUGUGCUGGUUGUGGUAAACAUAUAGCUGAUAGAUAUUUAUUAAGAGCAUUGGAUUUAUUAUGGCAUGAGGAUUGCCUAAAAUGUGGCUGUUGUGAUUGUAGAUUAGGUGAAGUUGGUUCAACAUUAUAUACCAAAGGAAAUUUAAUGCUUUGUAGGAGAGAUUAUUUAAGGCUGUUCGGUAACACGGGUAACUGUGCUGCUUGUAAUAAAGUUAUUCCAGCUUUUGAAAUGGUUAUGCGAUCAAAACAGAAUGUUUAUCAUUUGGAAUGUUUUGCUUGUCAAGUAUGCAGUCAUAGAUUCUGUGUUGGUGAUAAAUAUUAUUUAUGGGAAAAUAAAAUUCUAUGCGGUUAUGAUUAUGAAGAACGUUUAGUAUUUGCAUCACUUGCCAAUCAUCCAAUGUUAAAACGGCAGGCAAGUACAUUAGCACAAGGAUCACCCCCACCGCCACCACCAAAUGGCGGUUUAAUGGGUGGUAAUACACAAUUAAAUGAUCAAGGAUAUGCAAAUGCUGGUGGUGGUGGCGGUAUUCAUAAUACGGGAAAUAUGAUGAAUGGACCACAACAACAAUUACAAAGCGGUCAACGUACACCAGGUGAUCAUAAUAAUAAUAAUGGACCCCAAACACCAACAUAUGGUAGCGGACCAAAUGGUACACCAACACACAUGAAAAGUUCAUUAGGAGCUUCAAGUUAAAUUAAAAAAAAAUUUAUAUAAGUUAAAUUUAAAUAGUGAAAAAGGAAGAUUAAAUAAAAAAAAACAUAAAAAAUCAAUAUGAAAAAAAAAUAUUUAAAUUAUCAUUAUAGAAAUUAACUUAAUUUAAGUUUAAUAUCAAGAAAAAAAAAAAACAAAAUAAAAUCAAUAUUUUAAAAAUAGAGUAGAGAAAUCGCCACAAAAAAAAUGAAGGAAUUAUUAAGUAGUAAAAUGUCAUUCAAAAUUUUAAAACUGCAUGUGCGUAUUUGUGUAUUUUAACCAAAGAUAUAAAAAAUAUUAAAAG
Messenger RNA from Condylostylus longicornis, 3264 nucleotides. RefSeq names its product LIM domain only protein 3 (gene Bx). Gene Ontology annotation, molecular function: DNA-binding transcription factor binding; transcription coactivator activity. The record is from RefSeq and is a predicted model, not a curated record. Lineage: Eukaryota; Metazoa; Arthropoda; Insecta; Diptera; Dolichopodidae. Gene Ontology annotation, cellular component: nucleus. Bases 2184 to 2963 code for a protein of 259 amino acids. The transcript is spliced from 6 exons. Gene Ontology annotation, biological process: positive regulation of transcription by RNA polymerase II.